AUGGCGGUAUUAAGAAGAUUUUUCUCGAAUCCGAAUACAAUUUAUGACUGCUGCAAAGUGUUUUGUUUCAUUUUAUUCAGUUUGGGAUGCAGUGGAUUUACGAAACAAGGAGAUCGUUUCCAAUACAAUCGUAAAUCUCUGUUCAUUACAUGGCUAGCCGUGUGUUGGUAUUUGGGCAGCCUCAUGGGCUGCAUGUAUGUCAAACUACGAGAUCCUCAAGUUGAAAAUCUAGAUAGCCUGAUAAAAUCCAUAAUAUACCUGGAGAUAGGCAUGUCCACGUUCAUGUAUCUUACAACUGUCAUCAGCAUGUUGUCGAACAUGGACGCGAACUUGCAACUGUAUGCACGCAUUCAGCACUUGGAUGAAAAACUCUUAAAGGAAUUUCCCUGCAAACUGAAUUACGAGAAAUUAAUGAGGAAGCAUGUCUUGCUCUUGUUCUCUGUAGCCGUCAUUUAUAUGACUGUAAUCGUACUAGCAGUUUCACGAGCAUCACAUGGCCAGGAAUUUGUAGUAAACCUAUUAGCUGGACUAGCUUAUACGGCAGUGACCGGUGGUCCCCACAUGAAUUGUUAUGCCCAAAUGAAUAUGGCCGAGAUAUUAAGCAUUCGUUUCCGUCUUUUGCAAAAAUUGCUGUCCAAGCAUGUUGUGUGUUCUUCGAGAUUAAGUGCACCCCAACAGGUAGAUUGCUUGCGUAGCCUCAUCUCCCUUGUGCAAGAGUAUCAUGUCUGUAUACGUCAUAUAAACAAGGUGUAUGCCGUGUGCUUAGCAUCGACUCUGUUACAUGAUUUUACUUUGACGACAAGCGAGUUUUAUUUAAUAUUUGGUGGCUCCUCAAAGAACACUCACAGGGAGAAUACUUUGAUUUGGUAUGUGGCCGUUUGCAUGAUUCUGCCCCUCUAUAAGAUGACCAUAGCGCCCAUAUAUUGUGACAAAGCAAUUCGUGAGGGUAAAAAAUGCUUUAAAAUUAUUAUGGACACAGAAUGUUGGUUUCCUCACAACACUGAAGUGCGUCAAAUGGUUUCCUCAUGUUUACUGUGGCGCAAAGACAAUACUAUUGAGUUUUUCUGUGGCACUAUGAUUUUCAAUAAACAAAUUAUAGCGGUGGUUUAUUCACAAAUAUUUAACUAUCUUUUAAUUUUAAUACAAUUUCGAAUGACACAAGAAAUGGGCGAUCAAAUUGAGAAGCAAAAAAACACAAUACAGGAGUGGAUUGGUGUGGAUUAUGUUUGA
Lucilia sericata (common green bottle fly) is the source of this 1230-nucleotide messenger RNA. RefSeq names its product putative gustatory receptor 57a (gene Gr57a). Gene Ontology annotation, biological process: sensory perception of taste. Gene Ontology annotation, cellular component: membrane. The transcript has 3 exons. Bases 1 to 1230 code for a protein of 409 amino acids. NCBI's taxonomy places the organism in Eukaryota, Metazoa, Arthropoda, Insecta, Diptera, Calliphoridae. The record is from RefSeq and is a predicted model, not a curated record.